Molecule: messenger RNA, 3122 nt
Organism: Grammomys surdaster
Lineage: Eukaryota; Metazoa; Chordata; Mammalia; Rodentia; Muridae
Gene: Dnajc1
Product: DnaJ heat shock protein family (Hsp40) member C1
Exons: 12
Coding region: 1-1659 (552 amino acids)
Cellular component (GO): endomembrane system
Source: RefSeq, a predicted model, not a curated record
AUGUGGGUUCCUGGCUUCGGACCCGCGCGACUUCUGCAGCGCCGGCGCCCCGGGCUGGUGUCGUCCUCGGUGCGGCCGCUGUGGCCGCUGCUGCUGUUUCUGCUGGCGGCCGUGCGGCCGGUGCGCGCCUGGGAGAGCGGAGACCUGGAGUUGUUCGACUUGGUGGAGGAGGUGCAGUUGAACUUCUACGAGUUCCUCGGGGUGCAGCAGGAUGCUUCAUCUGCAGACAUCAGAAAAGCAUAUCGUAAGCUUUCACUAACCUUACAUCCAGAUAAGAAUAAAGACGAAAAUGCAGAAACUCAAUUUAGACAAUUGGUGGCCAUUUAUGAAGUUUUAAAGGAUGAUGAAAGAAGGCAGAGGUAUGAUGAUAUUCUGAUCAAUGGGCUUCCAGAUUGGCGCCAGCCUGUAUUCUACUAUAGGCGAGUGAGAAAAAUGAGCAAUGCUGAGCUGGCCUUGCUCUUGUUCAUUAUUCUCACAGUGGGCCACUACGCCGUGGUUUGGUCCAUCUACCUGGAAAAGCAGCUGGAUGAACUGCUUGGUAGAAAAAAGAGAGAGAAGAAGAAGAAGACAGGAAGCAAGAGUGUGGACGCAGCAAAACUUGGUGCUUCUGAGAAGAACGAAAGAUUGCUUAUAAAACCACAGUGGCAUGAUUUGCUUCCAUGCAAACUUGGAAUUUGGUUUUGCCUUACACUAAAAGCAUUGCCUCAUCUAAUCCAGGAUGCUGGGCAGUUUUAUGCAAAAUACAAGGAGACAAAAUUGAAGGAAAAAGAAGAUGCACUGGCAAGAGUUGAAAUUGAAACACUUCAAAAACAGAAGAAAGUUAAAGUUAAAAAACCAAAACCAGAAUUUCCUGUGUAUAUGCCUUUAGAAAAUACAUAUAUUCAGUCUUAUGAUCAUGGAACAUCUAUUGAAGAAAUUGAGGAGCAAAUGGAUGACUGGCUGGAAGACAGGAACAGAACACAGAAAAAGCAGGCACCUGUAUGGACAGAAGAGGACCUCAGUCAACUGACAAGAAGUAUGGUUAAGUUCCCAGGAGGGACCCCAGGUCGAUGGGAAAAGAUUGCACAUGAAUUGGGUCGAUCUGUGACAGAUGUGACAACCAAAGCCAAGGAACUGAAGGACUCAGUCACCAGCUCCCCCGGAAUGAUCAGGCUCGCUGAACUUAAGUCAAACGUUCAGAAUUCCAGGCCAAUCAAGAUAGCCACAGCCUUGGCAGAUGACAUCAUCACCCAGCGGGAGGACUCAGCAGGGGCCAUUGAGGAUGAGGAGCAAGAGACUGCUGAGGGUGAGCAGGAGCCAGUGACCACAGAAGGCCGGCCUCGGAGACGGAAGUCAGCCAGGGUGGCUGAGGCAGUAACCAGAGCAGAGCCAGAGGAGAAGCCGAGAGGAAAGAGGCAAAAAGACUUCGGUAUAUCGGAACAGAAUGAUUCCAGUGACGAAGAGAGACAGAGAAAAGAAAGAACUCGUGCUGCAGAGGAGGCGUGGACUCAGAGUCAGCAGAAACUUCUAGAAUUGGCAUUACAGCAAUACCCGAAAGGAGCCUCUGACCGCUGGGACAAAAUAGCCAAAUGUGUCCCAUCUAAGAGUAAGGAAGACUGUAUUGCUAGAUACAAGCUGCUGGUUGAACUGGUCCAAAAGAAAAAACAAGCUAAAAGCUGAAUCUUCUGGAAGGUGACGGUGACCAUCAUUUUCCAAAUGAGUACUCUAGAAUCUCGUGCAGAAACUUGCAUUUUGUACCUCAGUAUUUCUAAAUGUCAUGUGCCUUAGUAAAAAAAAAAAGAAAAAAGAAAAAGAAAGAAAAAAAAAAGAAAACAAAUGAAUCAAUUGUAGACGCUGUAAGGUGCUGUUUUCAGGCCUCCCUGUGUUUCCAGGGAGGAUGGGGUGUUCUGCAGACUUAAUUUCACCUCACUGUCAAGUUUACUUUGCUGGGAGGUUUCAGAUAGUGUUCUAGUGACCAGGUAGACAGGGGAGCAUGUGAAUGAACUAACGUAGAAGUCAAACAUAAUAGGCUCUCUUAAUAAUGGAGCCAGAGGAGCUGGCACGGUGGCACUCAGGAGGCAGCGGCAGGGUCCCUGUGAACUUGAGGACAGCCAAGGUACAGAACACCACCAAACCAAAACAAACAAGUAGCCAAAGAACACACAGUUAAUUCAUUGCUGGGACUGAGCCACCUGUGAGACUCGGUCACAGAUAAACCAGCUUGGCCUCAGGCUGCCUGGCAGAGCAACAAAAGGCCAUCUUAAUUGGCUCAGAAAAGGAUCUGCAUUAUCAAGAGCAUGGUAACAUAGUGCAAGGCUGGCUUGCUGGUACUAAUGUGCCAUUGGCCUAGUUUCUAGAGAGCAUGCAGGGAAUUCUGGAAACACUUUCUCAGGGUCUUUCCUCCUAUUGAGCCUUCUUCAUGUCUGAAGUAUCCCGUCUGCUGGGUGUUCCUUUAUAACCUAUCACUUGCUGAUAUGCGCAGCAUGCCUAACCUGAAAAGCACGGAGCUAUCUAGAACACAUUUAGGGAGAACGAUUCACCAUCAGCAUAAUGGUGUCUGAGGUCACCUCUCUGCCCUGUAAGCAACUGCACACAGGAGAACAGGGAGUCCAUGCCCUUCACUGAGCUCAGACAACAAAGGCAGGCUCAGGUCUCUAACCCUGUGGAAAUGUGGAAACUGCAUCCCAGACUCAACUGGCUCCCAAGGACCAACUGAAAAGGGAAAAAGCAACUCAACAACUUGUGUCCUGGAACAGAAGCUUUGUCCCCUCAGCUCUGUAAAGAAGGGACCAUGGAGACAUGGAAAAGAGAGACCAUUUCUAGCCUAUCAGCUGGGAUGGACAGGACAGCCAGAACCCCUAGAGAUCAUGGCCUAGGAAGUGGUCACUACACAUUUCAAGCUGACCCCAUCCUGCCCUUACCCAUCUCGGGCAGACAAGCAUGUAAGAAAAACAAAGCAGACGGCCUGGCUGAGGGCCCACCUCAGGCUUUCUGUCCUGCAGCUUAGGACAUCUGUGAGAACCAGGCUACCAAGUCACCCUUCUCAGUCACAGUGCUAGUAACUGUGGCUAUCAUACUCUGCCCCAAAUCUAAAACGAGACACGUCUUACGGCAGGACAUGUGAGACACAUCUGUAACCAUAG